AUGAUAGACGAAGAAAUCCAAUUAGAAGUAAAAGUAAUAGAUGCAUUUAAGAGUUAUGGAGAUCAUCGUGUAUUUAAUGGUUUGAAUAUGAAUGUGUCUUCAGGUUCUAUCUAUAGCCUUUUGGGACCAAGUGGUUGUGGUAAAUCGACACUUCUCCAAUGUUUAAUGGGAUUAAAAGAAUUGAAUUCAGGAAGCAUUGAGUUAAAGGUUGAAGAUUUAAAGUCCGUUGGAUAUAUGCCUCAAGAUCUAUGUUUGGAAAGCACUCUGACAAUAAAAGAAACAUUUGAAUAUUAUGGAACACUUUAUGCCAUGAAAAAAAAUAAAAUUAAGAGAAAAAUUGAUGAGAUUAAUGCAUUCUUACAGUUACCGAAUUUAAAUAGUUUAGUUAAAGAUAUAAGCGGUGGCCAAAGUAGAAGAGUAUCUCUUGGUGUUUGCUUAUUCCAUAAUCCUAAGCUUGUUAUACUGGAUGAACCUACAGUUGGAAUUGAUCCUUUAAUGAAACAAGAAAUUUGGAAUGAGCUUACAAAAAUGGUUGAACAACAACAGAAAACCAUCAUAAUAACUACUCAUUAUAUCGAAGAAGCCAAUUCAGCCAAUCGUAUUGGUUUGAUGAGAAAUGGAGUGCUGGUAGAUGAAGGUUCACCUCAAGAAAUUAUGUUUAAAUAUACAGCUGAAUCGUUGGAAUCGGCCUUUUUAAUAUUAUGCUCUGAUCAAGAUUCAAAUGAAGUACCAAAAAUUCUUCCAAAAGCUGUUACAAAAUUGCAUAGCAUUCAAUCAAAAAAUUUAAUUAAACAUAGUAAAACAAUAGAUUUCAUGAGAAUUAAAGCUUUGCUGAAAAAGAAUAUAAAUGUAUUAUAUCGUGAUUACUGGUUAUUGUUCACCUUGAUUAUUCUUCCCAUUUUCCAAUCAUUCGUUUUUUGUUCGAGCAUCGGAGUAAAUUUUAAAGGAAUGGAAAUAGCAAUACAAAAUGAUGAAAUUAGCUUAAAUGAUUGCAAACACAUUUCUUAUUUCAAUGGAUGUAUUUUUAUUAAUGAUACAACUCAGUUAAUGAGUUGUGCUGUUAUACAAUAUCUUACAUCACUAGAUUAUAUAUUUGUUGAAAUAAAAGAUCGUCAUGCUGGAGAAAUGUAUCUGAACAAUGAAAAUUGUUUUGCAUUUAUACAUUUUCCUGAGAACUUUACACAAGGUUUGAUCAGAUAUUUUGACACUCCUGAUGAAUAUGAUAUACAAUCGAUGUCUUCAAUGGAUUUUGUCAAACAUAAUGUAUUGUUUAAAAAUCAAAUAAUUUUGGAUGUAAGAAAUGCAAUAACUUCUCUAUUACAGUAUAUUUUAAAAAGUUGUUCCAAUAAUCCAAGAAUAGCUGGUUUACCUAUGGAAUUCAAUUCAUUAUAUGGAAAAGAAGUAAAAGUUCUUAAUCACAGUACAUCAUCAGUUUUUCUAAUAAUGUGUACAUUUUAUUUUAGUAGUAUUUAUUCAGUGAGCAUUAUGCUUUCAGAAAAAAUGGAUGGAAUCCUUAGUCGAUCGAUGUUUGCAGGAGUUACAGUAUUAGAAUUGCUCAUUUCAAUGUUUUGUAUUUCCAACCUUUUAAUUUUGGGUCAUUCGGCUACCAUUUUUAUUAUCACAUACGUAUUUUAUUCGAACCCCAUUUACUUAUCUAGUGGUUUAUUCGUGUAUGCCAUGUUGAUAACAAUUAUGUCAUGGAUAGGAUUUCUAUUUGGUUUACUUGCCGCUGGAAUAACACCAACUAAAGCUAGUGGUGUUAGCCUAAUGAAUGGAUGUGCUCUAUCUCAAAUGCUAUUAUCAGGCAUAUUAUGGCCAGUUGAAGGACAAUCACACUUCUUAAGACCAGUAUCUGAGUUACUGCCUAUGCGAUUAGCCGGAAAUGCAAUGAACGACAUAUCAUUGAAAGGUUGGACGUUUGAUCAUCCAUCAAUCAUAAAGGGCACCUCAGCGACAUUUGCACAUGUGAUAUUAUUAAUAUUACUUUUAAUUGGUCUAAGUAAAGUUAAAAAAGACAUGUGGGUUAUACAUAAAUAAAAUCUUUAGACUUCAAUAAAUAUUUUUGUUAUAUUCAUCCUUGAGAUAUUUAUUAUU
Messenger RNA from Melanaphis sacchari, 2094 nucleotides. Its product is annotated as ABC transporter G family member 23-like. Gene Ontology annotation, cellular component: membrane. Gene Ontology annotation, molecular function: ATP hydrolysis activity; ATP binding; ABC-type transporter activity. The record is from RefSeq and is a predicted model, not a curated record. NCBI's taxonomy places the organism in Eukaryota, Metazoa, Arthropoda, Insecta, Hemiptera, Aphididae. Bases 1 to 2037 code for a protein of 678 amino acids. The transcript has 15 exons.